Messenger RNA from Batrachochytrium dendrobatidis JAM81, 441 nucleotides. RefSeq names its product E2 ubiquitin-conjugating protein MMS2. Gene Ontology annotation, biological process: DNA damage tolerance; protein K63-linked ubiquitination. The record is from RefSeq and is a predicted model, not a curated record. The transcript is spliced from 5 exons. Lineage: Eukaryota; Fungi; Chytridiomycota; Chytridiomycetes; Rhizophydiales. Gene Ontology annotation, cellular component: nucleus. The coding region runs from base 1 to 420 and encodes 139 amino acids.
AUGGCUAAAGUCCCUCGCAACUUUCGUCUUCUGGAGGAACUCGAAAAAGGUGAAAAGGGAAUCGGCGAUGGCACUAUUAGCUACGGUCUUGCAAAUGGCGAAGAUUUGCUCAUGACCAAGUGGCAUGGAACUAUAAUCGGACCUGGCCAUACGGCCCACGAAAACAGGAUUUACAGUCUUAAAAUCACCUGUGGCGAAGACUACCCUGAUCGACCUCCAGUUGUUAGUUUCUGUUCUAAAGUUAAUCUUCCUUGUGUCAAUCAGCAACACGGAAAGGUUGAAAAACUACCAUGUCUUGACAACUGGAAACGAAGUUACACGAUUGAAACUGUCCUGUCCGAGCUUCGCAAGGAAAUGGCUUCAUCAGCAAACAAGAAGCUGUCUCAGCCAGCAGAAGGAACCAUGUUUGCUGGGAACUAGAAGCUACCGGCGACUUGAAUA